AUGUCCCACGGGACCUACUACGAGUGUGAGCCCCGGGCUGGCCAGCAGCCACUCGAGUUCUCAGGGGGCCGAGCGGGGCCCGGGGAGCUGGGGGACAUGUGUGAGCAUGAGGCCUCCAUAGACCUCUCCGCCUACAUAGAGUCUGGGGAGGAGCAGCUCCUCUCCGACCUCUUCGCUGUGAAGCCGGCACCUGAGGCCCGAGGCCUUAAGGGACCCGGGACCCCCGCCUUCCCCCACUACCUGCCGCCUGACCCGCGGCCCUUCGCCUACCCCCCACACACCUUCGGCCCUGACAGGAAGGCCUUGGGGCCUGGCAUCUACAGCAGCCCAGGGAGCUACGACCCCAGGGCUGUGGCCGUGAAGGAGGAGCCCCGGGGGCCGGAGGGCGGCCGAGGGGCCAGCCGCGGCGCCUACAAUCCUCUGCAGUACCAAGUAGCACACUGCGGGCAGACGGCCAUGCACCUGCCCCCGGCCCUGGCGGCACCCAGCCAGCCCCUGCGCGUCCUCAAGGCCCCUGUGGCCGCCGCCGCACCCCCCUGCAGCCCCCUCCUCAAGGCGCCAUCCCCAGCUGGCCCCUCGCACAAAGGCAAGAAGGCGGUGAACAAGGACAGCCUGGAGUACCGGCUGCGGCGGGAGCGGAACAACAUCGCCGUGCGCAAGAGCCGAGACAAGGCCAAGAGGCGCAUCCUGGAGACUCAGCAGAAGGUGCUCGAGUACAUGGCAGAGAACGAGCGCCUCCGCAGUCGUGUGGAGCAGCUGACCCAGGAGCUGGACACCCUUCGAAACCUCUUCCGCCAGAUCCCCGAGGCCGCCAACCUCAUCAAGGGCGUGGGGGCCUGCAGCUAA
This is a messenger RNA of Neomonachus schauinslandi (Hawaiian monk seal), 846 nucleotides long. RefSeq names its product CCAAT enhancer binding protein epsilon (gene CEBPE). The transcript has 2 exons. Gene Ontology annotation, molecular function: DNA-binding transcription factor activity, RNA polymerase II-specific; RNA polymerase II cis-regulatory region sequence-specific DNA binding. The coding region runs from base 1 to 846 and encodes 281 amino acids. Gene Ontology annotation, biological process: myeloid cell differentiation; DNA-templated transcription; regulation of transcription by RNA polymerase II. Lineage: Eukaryota; Metazoa; Chordata; Mammalia; Carnivora; Phocidae. The record is from RefSeq and is a predicted model, not a curated record.